AUGAACCAAGACAGUCACAUGACUUAAAAAUGGCCGCCCCCAUGGACGAAAAUUCGAAAUUGUUGAGUUCCAAUUCAAGCUCAGACUCUGAAUUUCGAGUAUACAGAUGUCGAUGGUUUAUACUGAUUGUCGUAUUCCUUUUGAAUUUAACAAAUGGAAUGAUAUGGAUAACAUUCUCUCCAAUUGCUGAUACAGCUGUCCCUUAUUAUAGUAUUACACCAUUUGAAUUGAACAUCCUUGUACUAGUGUUUGCUAUAGCAAGUGUACCAUUUGGAUUUGUUGCUUCAUGGGUGCUAGAUACUCUUGGUCUAAGGCUCAGUUUGAUACUAGCGGGCUGGUUAAAUGGCGUUGGAAGUUUUCUUAGAAACGUCAGUACGUUUGACAUUGUUCCUGAUGAUACAAGAUACACAUGGUGUCUGGCAGGUCAGAUUUUAGCAGCUUGUGCCCAGCCUUUUAUCAUGUUUGCCCCAACAAAGCUAGCAGCUCUGUGGUUUGCCGGGGACCAGCGUGCUACUGCAAAUAUGAUAGCAUCAAUGGCAAAUCCAUUAGGUAUUCUGGUAGCUAACCUGCUGGCACCAAAUGUAGUACAGCAACAAAAAGACAUAUCAUUACUUCUUUGGAUAAUCACAGGGCCAUCAUUGCUGGUGAUGUUUAUGGCAACAUUUGGUAUAUGUAGCUCUGUGCCUCCUACACCACCCACCUCAAGUGCUGAAGAAAAAUCAGAACCAUUCUUUGAAGGGCUGAAACAGAUUUUGAAGAACAAACGUUACUGGUUCCUGAAUUUUGUAUUUGGUACCGGGCUUGCUCUCUUCACAGCGUAUUCUUCAUUCCUAGAUCAGAUGCUUUGUCCAAGAGGCUACACUGAUACAUUUGCUGGUGUAUGUGGUGCAUUAAUGAUAGGAACUGGUGCUAUAGGAGCAGUGUUUGCUGGGAUAUACGUAGAUAAAACUAAACGUUUUGAGGAGCUAGUUAAAGUUUGCUGGUGUUUCAGUUGUCUGUUUGCUGUAGCAUUUUCACAGGUUGCUAGGUUACGUGAUCAGGAAGUUUUAGUUGCUUUAAGUACAGCAUUGUUUGGAGGUUUUGGCUUUGCCAUAUAUCCUAUUUGUAUGGAGUUAGCUGUUGAAGUUACCUACCCUGUUGCCGAGGCAACCAGCGCAGGUCUUAUGGUCAUUUCUGGGCAAGUUCAGGGAAUAAUUUACAUAUUACUGAUGCAGUUUAUUGCCCAAGAUUUAUCACAAGAAGAGUUGAAUAAAGGAACUGGAUGUAGCUUGAAAAAUGCAAAAGCUAAUGAUUUUACUCCGCAAGACUGGACAGUUCCAAUGUUGUUUGCCAGUGGUGUUGCUGUUUUCUCGUUGCUCAUUUUGAUGUUGUUUUUCAAAGCGGAAUACAGACGUAUGAAUGCUGAACAAAGGCUAGCUGCUGAGAAGAUAAUGAAUCAGACUAUUGAAUUCCCACCACCAGAACUAGCCACUUAGUAUAUAUGUGUUAUAGGUUGUUAGUAACAAUUUUGUAAUGUAUCUGAGUAAAAUCAUUUGAAGAUAUAUACCAUAUUCAAACAGAGAUACACUGUUGUGUGAAAAUAUCAUAUUUACGGGUUUAAGCAAAUUUUGUUGAAGUAUCUGGCUUAGGAUAUCUUUUGUAAAUAUAAUGUCAGUUACAACAAAUACUUUUUUGUGAACCAAACAUGUGCAUUGGCUCAUAUGUACUCCAUGUAUUUUGAUCAAAAACUUCAAAUGAAUGUAUGUUCAUUAAUCUAACAUGUGAAAUUUUCAUAAAUCCUAAAUGUGAUUUGGUUCAAAAACCUUACAUGUAUGUCUAUUCAUAAGCCCUGUUCAUGUGCUAAGGUUCAUGAACAUACAUGUUAU
Messenger RNA from Ruditapes philippinarum (Manila clam), 1865 nucleotides. RefSeq names its product solute carrier family 49 member A3-like. The transcript is spliced from 11 exons. Gene Ontology annotation, cellular component: membrane. Gene Ontology annotation, molecular function: transmembrane transporter activity. Gene Ontology annotation, biological process: transmembrane transport. NCBI's taxonomy places the organism in Eukaryota, Metazoa, Mollusca, Bivalvia, Venerida, Veneridae. The coding region runs from base 30 to 1475 and encodes 481 amino acids. The record is from RefSeq and is a predicted model, not a curated record.